AUGCACAGCAGCCUUAUCCCGCGAGUGCAACGCCACUCCCCUAACACAGCAUCGCCAGAACAGCAGGGGGAGACGGCGCAGGAGCAGGACGAGGGCCAGGCUCUGUGGGGGCGGAGGCACGCGUUUUGUUCAGCGUGCCACAUCUCGGCCGGCGUGUGCCAGCGGCCUGGAGCACUCCCCUGGCCACGGCGGCAGGGGCGUGGGCGCUGCGAGGCCCUCUGGCUGGACCGCUCACAGAGGGACCAUCUGCGCAAAGGUGGCCUCCUGCGCCACACGUCGAUCGUGAUGGUGCGCCAGAUUCUCCGGCUCGUCCUUGUCCCAGUCCUUGAGCAGCGUCGGCGGCUCGUUCUCUCGGGCGCCCUCUGCGCCGGCUCUCUCUGCAUUGCUCCGCGGGCGCGAGGUGCGCGCGCGUGA
Prorocentrum cordatum is the source of this 414-nucleotide messenger RNA. The record is from the annotation of a GenBank genome assembly. Lineage: Eukaryota; Dinophyceae; Prorocentrales; Prorocentraceae.